Messenger RNA from Amyelois transitella, 1550 nucleotides. RefSeq lists its product as uncharacterized. The coding region runs from base 224 to 817 and encodes 197 amino acids. The record is from RefSeq and is a predicted model, not a curated record. The transcript is spliced from 2 exons. Lineage: Eukaryota; Metazoa; Arthropoda; Insecta; Lepidoptera; Pyralidae.
AUUGACAGUAUUGAUUGACACUACAAUAUCAUUUGAUCAUUCGAUUCAUUAAAUUGCAUUUUGCAUUCCAAUUCAUUUCCAAUGGAUAUAAAAUUAUACUCAGUAUAAAUAACGUAACAAACCUUAGCAGUUGCCAAAUAAUGUGUUACAACGUAAUCAUAUCAAAGUUAGCUCUGAUCUAGGGCGCAAUAUUAUUACAAGGUGCUCAUCAGUGGUAUGAAAAAUGGAAUUUCUAGAAAGGAUCUACCUUAAUAUAAGAAAACAAGUGUCCACCUUACCGGCGCUACCGGUAUCCGUGCCGAAAACUGUUGAUUAUCUUAAUAAAUCAGUUAAUAAAAUUCGGUUGCCUCCAUUCACAAAGGACAAUGUAUUAUACUAUUAUUUACCAAUGCAAGGUCUUGUUAGUUACACAACAUUAUCCAUCAGUGUGAUGAAUCCUCAUCUAAUGAUCAGACUAUUUCCUAGGAGAGAUAUAACUGAUGUAUUAUUCCUCACUGCGGGCAGUGGUGCUGGGUUAUGGCUGUGGGCUCGUCCACAUAUGGCAGCAGCAGCUCCUGCUAGACGUUUUUCAUGGGCAUUUCUAGGUGGAUGUCUGUGGCCACUAGGCUCUAUAUUCCUCUGGGCAAUCCUUAGAAGUUCAGUUGGUCAAAGGCCUGUCAUUGGUACAGUUCUUGGAAUUUCUACAGGAGCUAUGCUUACAAAUAUCGCACUAGAUUAUUUCCAUUAUGUUGAAAUGAUGUUUUGUGGAGAAGUUCAUCUUCCCGAAGAAACAUACACACCUAAUAGUGAUGAUGAAAAAUAUGACAUUGAUAUUUAAAAUUUGUAUUAUCAUAAAUAUUGCUUUUUUCUGAUAAAAGUUGUAAAUAUUGAAAAAAUGUUUGUGAAUGUAUUAUUUGGUGGUAGUUAAGGGAAGUUGCUUUAUAUGUCUGACACUCAAAUGUAUCUCCACUAGUAUUGAAUAUGUUAUUGUGACUUAUUUCUCACUCUAGUCUACUCACUGACUGCUGAAUUAAAUUGUUAAAAUUAUACAAAGCUUUUUUUAUUUUAUAUGUUUUGUACCUAUUGUAGAUACAUUAAAAUUAUGAUUAUCAUAAGAGCAUGUCAAGCCCAACAUUUAUGUAUAACGUAAGUUGUAUUAUGUUGUUUACAUCUCCUUAACGGCUAUGGACAGCUACAGAGUAGACAGGCCCAACUAGUUCUUUUAGGCGAUUGCUUACUAGCCUAUCGCCUAAAAUAUCUUAAGUUUACAAGCCUUUAACUACAUUCAUUCAUAUAAUCACGUCUUUAUCUCUUGCGGGGUAGACAGUCUUGAAAUAUUGGCAACGUUCAGCUGUUUGGCUUAAUGAUAGAAUUGAGAUAUAGAUAAUGACAAGUUGCUAGCCCAUCGCCUACAAGAAGAAUCCCAAGUUUAUAAGCAUAUCUCUUAGUCGCCUUUUACGACAUCCAUGGGAAAGAGAUGGAGUGGUCCUAUUCUUUAUUAUAUUGGUACCGGAAACCACACGAAAUUAUUACCUUGAUAUAUUUUUACAAUCUGCUCUUUACUUUCUUGC